ANAAGUCCUGGACAAUUUUGAUUUUUUAGAGCCUGAGUGCUUCGGGUAUAUUGAACGUAACUGUUCUCUAUGCUUAGCUGGUUCAUCCAGUAUGUAGUCCUGGACAAUUGUAAUUUUUCAAAGCCUGAGUGCUUCGGGCAUAUUGAACGUAGCUGUUCUCUAUGCUUAGCUGGUUCGAAGCAUACCCAUCAGUUGGGGGUCUUUUGGUUGCUAAGAACGUGUUGCUCGUUAUGUUAUCAAUAAAAAAAAAGUUAAAUUGUUAAAUUGUAAAGUUUCGUGAAAAUUGUCGAUGAUCCAGAGACUGUAUGAAUUUUUGAACCUUGCAACUUUUACAAAAGAUAUGUAUGAUGGCAGGUAAAUUUCUUUGUAUGAUUUCAUAUGUCGAAAAGAUCAUAACUUCAAUAGUUUACGUGUGAUCUUCAGAAAACCUCACAGUUUUACUUAUAUCUGUAUGAAAACUUUGAAUAUCAAAUCUUUUUUCAAAUUAAACAAAUUUCACUAAAGCGUGACGUCCGCGCAUGAAGCAUGUUAAUGCAGUCUGAUCAGGUCCAUCAGUCUUGUUAUAUAGUUUUGAUUGAUGAAAUGUUAUGUGAUGAACAUACGAUCAUGCCAACUCCUUUUCAAUUAUUUUGAGAAUUAAAUAUUUUACAAACUUCAUUACUCAAGAUUAUAAAAUAUUGAGUAAUAAAUUAAGUAGCGAUCCCAAGCACAUCUCCUAUCCCAAGAGAUACUUGAUACGCAUCAAUUAACCCUACUCACAUGUGGCGUUCCAAGUCUCCAUGACAACCAAUCGUUUGUAGACACAAGAACCAAGCUGAACGGUACCAGUGUUGGAUUUCAUACAGAAAGCAUCAGUCGUACUGCUACGCAUGUUAAAAAUAUUGGCUUAAGGAGGUAGUCGAGAGAAUCGAGUUUGCAACAAAAAUGGCUACAGCGAAUCUGCCGGCCAUUCCACAUCCUUUAUCCCGCGCUGAAGAACCGAUGAACAUGAACGUACGUGGUAUAUCGAGAGAUGGRUCGCGUUUGUCCUCUAGGCAAAGCCUUGGCUUUGGAGCUGAUUUUGAUAGCAGGAACAAAAUAAACGCAUUAAGGCCCAUAACAGCGGASCAAGUCCCGUGGAGACUAACAAAAUCUUCUAAUGGCCAUGCUCAACAAAUCAGUCCUAGAGAUAGCGGUCAACAGCUUGGCAAUAUACCUGAAGGAGUUGAAGUCAGACGGUCGCAAGACCCAACAAAACCAACCAUUCCAAUCUUCGGCAGCAGAGCAGAUAUGGCAAGUAGAGCUGAAAGCCGUCUAUCAAGAUUGAACAGCGCAGCAUCAACAUCACAUGGACCAGAMAAAGCAAUUGUUGACGAGUUGGAACAUAUCCUUCGGGAGAAGAUGAAAACAGGAUAUUUUGUUAUUAAGAACUCCUUCARACAAUGUGAUCCAGAAGGAAAAGGAAUUAUAAACAGAGAAUCCCUCUCUAAAAUCCUAACCAAUUUUGUUGGAAGACAAAUAAGCUUAAGUCAAUUUAACAAAUUAAUGGUCAGAUUAAGGUUGGAUCACAAGAAGAUGAUAUCAUAUGAUGAGUUUUAUGCUGCAUUCAGACCUCCAAAGAAAGCUGACGAAGGGCCAGCAUGGCUUGAACUUGAAAAACCAAACUUMAAAACAAUGACAGCAGCACAAGUACAUGCACACCUCAAGGAAAAAGCAAAACAAAGAUUUCUAGACGUGGCUGAACUUAUCCCACAAGUCAACCCAGGAGGUUCAGGCCGAAUCCUCCGCCCUGAAUUACGUAACGUCCUGAAUCAAAUGGGAUUUUAUAUGGACGAUGAUGAAUUUGAAAAGCUUUGGCUGAAAUACGACACUGACAAUGUCGGCACCAUUAAGGCCGAAAAGCUUCUCGGAARACUUGGGAUAACAAUGACGCCUGGAGAAACACGUGACGGGCCCAGAUCACCGCGGAAACUUGAGGUUGAGAGGAAACAGCAGCUGGAUGUGGAAAGGUGGUUGAAGAGGAAAUUCAGGGAGGSAUGUUCGGAUAUCAAACAUGGCUUCAUGGAGCUGGAUAUUGAUCGUACUGGAAGGGUGAAGAAAGAUGAUUUCAGACGUGUGUUGGCGGAGUUUGAUUUGAAGCUGAACUCCAACAAACAACUAGAGGACUUUCUUGCAAGGUGUGGUGUGUCUUUAUCUGACGGUCAAGUUCCUUACAAGGAGUUCCUACGUCGCUUCCAGGAUAGAAGUGAGACAGGAAUGCCACAUAAAAUCCUAGCCAACCCACUCCACAGGUACCACCAUAGUGAACAAGGAAGUACGUUUUCUACAACCUCAGCUGUAGAAGCCAAAUUGAUGGACCUUUUCCAGAAAGAUUUUCUGGCUUUACUUGGAACUUUCCACAACAUAGACCGAAAGGACCAGGGUUUGUUGACUCAACAACARUUCCGCGCUGCCAUAGAAGGAAGAUUUGAACUGGGAAUGAGCGAAGACGAUUAUGAAGAGUUUCUCAAGCGAGUUCCAAUAAACAACGAAGGAAUGGUUAAAUAUGUUGAGUUUAUGUCCAAAUUUGACACCACGGACACCAAGAGCCUCUUUGAUCGAUCUUCUGUCUUAGACAUCAAGCACAAUCUGACUCUACGUAAAGACUUUGAAAGCCCACCGCCGUCGCCAAGGAAACGUGGCAGGCCAGUGUAUACCAUAGACUCGUAUGACAGUAAAGAUGGUCGUAGUGCAGACGAACUAAAGAAACUGAUAAAACGAGUUUUGACAAGUAAUUUCCAGGCUUUUGAAGAAGCGUUUUAUGAAUUGGAUGAGUUCAACAGUAAGCGCCUUACACAGAACAUGAUGGCCAAGUUAUUGCGCAAGUUUGGAGUCGACGUUAAUCGAAAUGAGAUCAAGAGAUUAUGGGAUACAUUUAUCACAGAUCAACGAGGUCACCUCGAGUAUUUACAGUUCGUGAGGCAUUUUGGGUAUUCACUGGAUUCCGCAGCUUUUCCCAAUGCUAAAGUGUCCCCUCCAAAAAGAGGCGACAAUGACUUCAUGAUGCGAUCCAACAAACUCAACAGUGCAGUUGAUAUGUUGUUCGAACAACUCAAAUCAAAAGUGGGCUUUCACUGGGAAAAGCUUCGAGACCAGUUAUCCUUCCUCGACCCCAAGGGAACAGGAUUUGUCACUCGGGACGAUUUUAAGGACGUGUUACAAGAUCUGUGCGUAGAAAUGACUGACUACGAAUGCACUGUUACCUGCGAUAAAUUCGACCCCAAGAAAGAAAACAAAGUAAACUAUUUUAAGUUCUUGGAGCCAUUUGGCAAGAGAAGACGAGUAUAUCGUCAAGGCAAUAACAUGGUGGCAGUCAUGAACCAUCCUCAGGCAGAACUGCCUAUGGACGACAUCGUUAACAAACCAAACAAAGGGCUUUCUGGAAUAACUUCGAAACUGAGGCAGAAGCUGUCUGGUGAAUGGAAAAAUCUCCGUCGUGCGUUCCGUAAGCUGGAUAUUCACAACGAUGGCUACCUAACAAUCCCGGAAUUCCGUUCCGUCCUACGCUUGUGCAACACCAUUCUAGACGAGGAAGAGAUUUAUCACUUGUUGUCUGAGCUGGACAACGGUAUGGAAGGAAAGGUCUCUUAUCGAGAAUUCUUAAACAAAGUUUCAUCAUGAGUGAAGUCAAACAAAGUAAUCUUGUAGCCAGGGUUCCUCGGUUCAUCAACUUGUUUAGCGAUUUGGAUCGAUACUUCAAAUGUCGUGAAUCUUGUUAUAUUUCAAUGAUAAAUUCAGGAAUAAGAUUAGAAGUACAGUAAAACCCCKCGUAUAAGAACCUAGAUUUUUCUAACUCAGCCUGARCAGGUUCUUAUAUAAAUGGUGCUUAAGCUUGAAAUCAGUCUAUCUAGGUUCUUAAAUUGGUUCUUAAUUUUUAAAUAAGAAAAAGAGUAGUCACUACGUGUAGCUACAUGGAAUAUAGUAGAGUGCAAGCAUUAAAAGCACAUAAAUCAUACAAAACACAGUAGUGCUAAGUUAUGCACAGAUUGACUUAAAUGGUUGAAAUGGUUCUUAUGUGAAUGGUGCUUAAAAUGAAAAUUUCAGCCUGACAGGUACUUAAAUUUUAGGUUCUUACACGCGGGGUUUUACUGUAUAAGAUAUAUGACGUAUGUGGCCAUUUGUAUAUUUUAUGUUAAACAACGAGAGACAUUGCCAAUGUAUAACAUUCGAAAAUAUUAUUGUUUCCAAAAUAGCUGUAGUAGAUAGUGAGUGACUGAAAGGUUUAUAAGUCAAAUUUAUAUCUCAAUUGACACGGUUUUCUUUGUUAUCCACAAGGCUUUAUUUUUGUUAUAACCUUCAUUAUAAAUGCGAGGUCAAUAUAUAGUUAGUUAUUAACUCGGUUAAUAGAGAGUUUUAGAUUUUUGACGUUCACGGCAAAYGUAAAAACGUCAGUUGACCAGUAAAAAAUUCUUUUAAAUUACUGAAAAGUAAUCGCAAAAAAG
Molecule: messenger RNA, 4460 nt
Organism: Actinia tenebrosa (Australian red waratah sea anemone)
Lineage: Eukaryota; Metazoa; Cnidaria; Anthozoa; Actiniaria; Actiniidae
Source: RefSeq, a predicted model, not a curated record